Molecule: messenger RNA, 1536 nt
Organism: Oryza sativa Japonica Group (Japanese rice)
Lineage: Eukaryota; Viridiplantae; Streptophyta; Magnoliopsida; Poales; Poaceae
Product: acetylserotonin O-methyltransferase 3-like
Biological process (GO): methylation
Molecular function (GO): S-adenosylmethionine-dependent methyltransferase activity; O-methyltransferase activity; protein dimerization activity
Source: RefSeq, a predicted model, not a curated record
AGGAGUUUUGUCUUUUUGAUAAUCUGAUACCGAUAGUAAUGUGAGGCUAAGGUCGAUCCUAGGAAGGAUGCCUGAUAAGCAGUCGCUCAUACAGUCCUGGCCCAGACAAGGAAUUUUGUAGUGUGACAUCGAUAGCAAUGCGAGGCCACGUACCAACCAUAUACAACGAACGAGCCUUCACUUACCAGUGAAUCAGCUAGCUCACCCAAGCCUAGUCUAUCAUGGAGCACGAGCAGCUAGUGCAAGCCAGCACGGAGCUGAUGCACCACAGCCUGGGCUACGUCAGGUCCAUGGCCCUCGGGUGCGCCGCCAAGCUCGGCGUCGCCGACGCCAUCCACCGCGCCGGCGGCCGCGCCACCCUCCACGACCUGCACGCCGCGCUGUCCCUCCACCCGACCAAGCUCCCCUUCCUGCGCCGCGUCAUGCGCGUGCUGGUCGCCUCGGGCGUCUUCGCGCAGGUCAAGGAGGAGGAGGACCACUACCGCCUCACGCCCGUGUCGUCCCUGCUCGUCACCGCCGGCAGGACGCUUCUGCCGUUCGUGCUCCUCCAGCACUCGCCGCUCUGCGUGACGCCCGCCACGAGCAUGGCCGAGUGGCUCAAGACCGGCGAGGAGGAGACGGCGUUCGAGAUGGCGCACGGCGCUGGAUUGUGGGGCGCCUGCAGGCGCGCCCCGGAGCUCGGCGAUUUCUUCAACGAUGCCAUGGCGGCCGACUCGGCGUUCAUCAUGGACGCGGCCAUCCGUGGCGCACGCCAGGUGUUCGACAAGAUCACCUCCCUUGUGGAUGUCGCAGGCGGCACUGGCGCGGCGGCGAGGGCGGUGGCUGCUGCGUUCCCGCAUAUCAAGUGCACGGUGCUGGACCUUCCUCACGUGAUCGAUUCCAUUCCUGUUGAUCAUGGCGACGUUGUUCAGUUUGUCGCAGGCGAUAUGAUGGAUUUUAUCCCCCAAGCAGAUGCCCUCCUGCUUAAGUUUGUCCUACACGACUGGAGUGAUGAGGACUGCGUAAAGAUAUUAAAACGAUGCAAGGAGGCAAUUCCUUCUAAAGAUAAAGGAGGGAAAGUCAUUAUCAUUGAUGUUGUGGUUGGAUCCUCCUCCCAAGCAAUGUGCUAUGGAACCCAACUGCUGUUUGAUCUAACCAUUUCUAUGCUAACACCAGGCAUGGAGAGGGAUGAGAAAGAGUGGUUCAAGAUAUUCAACGAGGCCGGGUUCACUGAGUACAAGAUUAGUCCUGUGUUAGGCAUUCGAUCCAUUAUCGAGGUCUUUCCAUAAGGCAGCAAUAUAGGAUGGGAAUUGAAAUAGUUCCCUUGUAUUAUUAUUAUUAUUAUUAUUUUCGAUCGGUGAUGUGCAAUCUGUGUUAGUGUUCUCAGAUUUUUUUUUAUUCGAAGCAAAGAGUUCCAAAUUUAUCUGCCAUAAGGGCUUUGUGUACUAGUACAGCUGCAACAGAGUUUGAAUGCAUUAUAGCAUGUAGAUGAGGAACAGAUUAGAUUAGAGAAAGGAUUGUUACGUAUGUAAGACUGUUCUUCCCCUUCUUUCCUAA